AUGAAUGGUGGUAGGUUUGGUAAUUUUCAGCAAAUGCAUGGUGAUCAGUUGCUUGGUGGGAUUUUAGAUGAGCCACUGCCACCCUAUAAUGGUGAUAAUGGGCAAGGGUAUUUAGAUGAUAUGAUUAAUGAAGGGGAUACUUUUGACCUAAAUGAUGUUUGUAUUGGUGGGGUGGAUCAUGCCAAAUUUAUUGUGCUUACUGGUCCUAACAUGGGUGGAAAGUCAACUCUUCUGCAUCAAGUUUAUUUAGCACUGAUUUUGGCACAGUCAUCAGCAACAUGUAGAUCAGUUGUGGCAUUAGAUGAACUUGUACAAGGGACAGCAACAUCAAAUGGACAAGCCAUAGCUGCAUCAGUUCUUGAACACCUUGUCAACAAGGUCCAGUUUCGGGGUCUGUUUUCUACUAACUAUCAUCACUUAGCUUUGGAGUAUCAGCAGACUGACAAGCAUGGCUCAUUGGCUGUCACAAGUCCCUUACCAGGGUCAGUUGGUGGAUUGCAGAAAAACUUGAAGCUUAAACUUAUGUCUCCAUGCAUAUCCAAGGAUGAGAAAGAAUAA
Molecule: messenger RNA, 558 nt
Organism: Lactuca saligna
Lineage: Eukaryota; Viridiplantae; Streptophyta; Magnoliopsida; Asterales; Asteraceae
Source: the annotation of a GenBank genome assembly